AUAACUCUCUUCACCCUCCCCUCCUCCUCCCUCUCCCUCAAAUCCCACUUCCGCAACCCCUUCCUCACCACCACCCACCUCCCCCAAGCCCUCCGCCCCCAAUCGCCGCCCCUCCCCAAAAUCCACGCCGCAAUCAGCCGCACCAAGAAGGAAGAGACCGUCGAGAAGGUCAAGCAAGAGCUCGAUUCCUGCCACCUAAUCGCCGCCAUCAGCUACAAAGGCCUCACCGUCUCCCAAUUCCAAGAGCUCCGCACCCAAUUGCCCGAAACCACCAAGCUCCUCGUCGCCAAAAAUACCCUAGUUUACAAGGCAAUCGAGGGCACCAAGUGGGCGGCGCUGAAGCCCUGCAUGAAGGGCAUGAACGCGUGGCUCUUCGUCCACAGCGAGGAGAUCCCGGCCGCGCUGAAGCCGUACCGGACCUUCCAGAGGGAGAAGAAAUUGGAGGAUAACGACUUCACCGGCGCGGUUUUCGAGGGGAAAUUCUACGGGCCCGGUGAGUUCAAGGCGCUCGAGAAUUUGCCCACGAGAGCGGAGGUUUAUGCCCAGAUUUUGGGGUCGAUAAAGGGGCCGGCUUCGGCGGUGGUCGGGACGAUUCAGGCGCCGGCGAGGGAUUUGGUAUUAACAUUGAAAGCUUAUUGCAAGAAAUUGGAGGAGGAAGGCCAAUGAUGGUAAUGUAAUGGUUUUUUUGUGGGGGGGUUUUGGUUAAAGGGGAAUUGUAGCAUAAUUUGUUUGUAUAAUUGAUGAUACAUUUGAUGGUAUUUUGCUUGUUUGAGGUAUUAUGCGAAAUGUGUAUGUGAUUUUUGGAGAUUAGCUAUGCUGUAUAAUGUCAAAAGGUUUGAACUGUUA
Salvia hispanica is the source of this 846-nucleotide messenger RNA. RefSeq names its product Ribosomal protein L10 family protein. The record is from RefSeq and is a predicted model, not a curated record. NCBI's taxonomy places the organism in Eukaryota, Viridiplantae, Streptophyta, Magnoliopsida, Lamiales, Lamiaceae.